This is a messenger RNA of Microdochium trichocladiopsis, 1374 nucleotides long. Its product is annotated as chalcone and stilbene synthase domain-containing protein. Bases 1 to 1374 code for a protein of 457 amino acids. Gene Ontology annotation, molecular function: acyltransferase activity, transferring groups other than amino-acyl groups. The record is from RefSeq and is a predicted model, not a curated record. Gene Ontology annotation, biological process: polyketide biosynthetic process. The transcript has 2 exons. NCBI's taxonomy places the organism in Eukaryota, Fungi, Ascomycota, Sordariomycetes, Xylariales, Microdochiaceae.
AUGGCGCUACCGGCAGAGCUUGGAAACCUCCAGCUCUCGAUCCUCGGGCUGGGGGUCCAAUAUCCGCCCUACUCCCUCACGCCCGACGAGCUGGGCAAGCUUGCGAGGACAUACUAUCCAGACUCGCCCUCCAUGCGCAAAGUCAUCGGUAUAAACCAGAUGACCGGCAUCGAGAAGCGCUCGUCGAUCGGCACCGCAGAACACCCGCUUGUCAACCAGCCCACCGCCCCGUCAAUAGCCCAGCUGCACGAGGUCUUCAUGUCCGACGGCGUGCCCCUGGCGGUCGAGGCGGCCCGCAAGGCCCUGGCCGAGGCGAACCUGGGCCCGGCGGACAUCACCCAUGUCGUGUCGACGACGUGCACAGACAGCGCCAACCCGGGCUUCGACCACUACGUCGCAAAGGAGCUCGGGCUCUCGCACUCGGUCGAAAAGGUCCUCCUGCACGGCAUCGGGUGCUCGGGUGGGCUGGCGGUGCUGCGCACGUCGGCGAACCUCGCCCUGGGCCACACGUUCAGGCGGAAGCCGGCGCGUGUCUUGUGCAUAGCGCUUGAGGUCAGCACGACGCUGGCGCGCAGCGAGCUGGACAGCAUCCACGAGCUCCAGGAGACGAGGAUCGGCGCGUGCCUGUUCUCCGACUGCGCCAGCGCCUCGAUCUUGAGCAACGGCCUGGGAGGGGACGGAGAAGACCCCGAGCCCGUGUACACACUGCUCGGGUGGCAGCACGAGACCCUCCCAGACUCGCAAGAUGACCUGGGGUUCCAGGUCGAUCCGCUGGGGUGGAAGGUCGUGCUUACACCGAACGUGCCCAAGCUGGCAAUGCAGACUCUCGCCUCGAGCUUUGCCAAGCUCGUAGACAACUCGCCGCAACUGCCACCUGACUAUUCCACGCCCGCGGACUUUGACUGGGCCAUGCAUCCCGGGGGCGCCACGAUCCUCACCGGCGCCGAGAAGACCAUGGCCAUAUCCUCCGAGCACAUGCGCGCCAGCUAUGACGUGUACAUGAACCACGGCAACUCGAGUUCGGCCACGAUAUUCAGCGUCCUCGACCGCUUGCGGCAGAAGGACAUGGACGCGGUUGCUCCAGAGGGCAGAGUGCGCGACUUCAUCGUGGGCUGCGCGUUUGGCCCCGGCAUCACGGUCGAGACCUGCAUGCUCAAGCGACACAAGUCGGCGGCGGCACCCAAGCCGGGCGACAUCCCCACACCACCAGACACAGACUCCGAAGCAGGCGCGAGCGAGAGUGGCGAGGCGAGUGAUUGGAUGUCUGACGGGAGAGGGAGCCCCGUGGCGACGACGAUGAGCGCGGUGGAUCCGUCGUCAAAACCCGACGAGACGUUCAUUGAAGAAGCCAUAUCAGCAGUCGAGCUGGAUUAG